Molecule: messenger RNA, 1248 nt
Organism: Cynoglossus semilaevis (tongue sole)
Lineage: Eukaryota; Metazoa; Chordata; Actinopteri; Pleuronectiformes; Cynoglossidae
Product: olfactory receptor 1-like
Exons: 1
Coding region: 134-907 (257 amino acids)
Biological process (GO): G protein-coupled receptor signaling pathway; detection of chemical stimulus involved in sensory perception of smell
Cellular component (GO): membrane
Molecular function (GO): G protein-coupled receptor activity; odorant binding; olfactory receptor activity
Source: RefSeq, a predicted model, not a curated record
CAGUGCGCCACGUUUCAAAGAUCCGCAAAUCCUAACCUACAGAUACAGUUAUACUGACCUACACGUACAAUAGCUGUAUCCAAUGAUCCUGACCUCAGUAUUGUAACUAUCUGUCUUGUCACAGGUUUUGAACAUGAACCCUCGUUACAUCCUCUACAUCCACCUGGUCAUCAACGACAUCAUCCUCCUGACCAUGUUCACCCUCAUCCAGGUCCUGAGUUACAUCGUCUUCACCCUCAACGUCUCCCUCUGUAUGGUUAUGGUUUAUAUUGGUGUGACAGCAAGUACUAACAAUCCUCUCACCCUGGCUGUGAUGGCAGUGGAGUGUUACAUCGCUGUGUGCUUCCCACUUAGACACUCACGAAUCUGCACGGUCAGGAAAACCUACGUGGCCAUGGGUAUCAUCUGGCUGCUGAGUUCACUUUCAACCCUGCCAGAUAUUUUUGUUGCCGUCGCUACUGAAUCCCUGGAAUUUUUUCAGUCUAGAGUUUUCUGCCUUUCCAACACAAUUUUCCGACACCAGUACUUCAAAGAGAAGAGAAACAUUCUGGACAAUGCAUUUUUGGUUCUGGUCUGGCUCACUCUGUUCUACACCUACAUCAGGAUCCUCAGCGCCGCUCAGGCAGCCUCAACAGAUGCCAAGAAAGCCAGGAACACUGUUCUCCUGCACGGCUUCCAGCUGCUGCUGUGUAUGCUGAGCUAUGUUUAUAACCUGAUCAUGGAAGGUCUGGCUUUACUGUUCCCUAAAGGAAUUCUGGCCAUCCGAUUCAGUGUCUCCAUAUUUAUUCACGUUCUUCCUCGACUCAUCAGUCCAGUCAUCUACGGGCUGCGAGACAAGACUUUCAGGAAGUACCUGAAAACUCUGUUCUGUACAACAAACGCUGAAACUCACCCACAGAAGACCUAGAUGGUGUUCUGCAGCCCACGUAGGCGCUGUCCUGAUUCAGAUUCUGCAGCCCAUGAAGGCAGUGUCCUUUUACAGUGAAGUUGUAAAAAUGCAUCAUAGUGCAGGGAGUGGACCGUUGUAGUCCAAACAGCAACGCUGAUUUAGCCUCUUUAAAAACUCUUGAAGACCUGUGUUUGGUACUGACUGAGAAUUAGGAUACAGUUCCGGUCUUUACCAAUGUAUUUAGGCUGCACCUACACUACGCCCACUUCAAAGUUCUAGUUGAGUGAGUGUUAAAAAAUGGCUUCUCAUAAUAACCUUCUCUGAGUUUGUGACUGGUACAGGAUAUUUCUCCACAUAAG